Messenger RNA from Gadus macrocephalus (Pacific cod), 4427 nucleotides. RefSeq names its product endoplasmic reticulum aminopeptidase 1b (gene erap1b). The transcript is spliced from 19 exons. Gene Ontology annotation, cellular component: cytoplasm. Gene Ontology annotation, molecular function: zinc ion binding; peptide binding; metalloaminopeptidase activity. Gene Ontology annotation, biological process: peptide catabolic process; proteolysis. Bases 272 to 3106 code for a protein of 944 amino acids. NCBI's taxonomy places the organism in Eukaryota, Metazoa, Chordata, Actinopteri, Gadiformes, Gadidae. The record is from RefSeq and is a predicted model, not a curated record.
AUGACAAUGCACUUUCAACUGUGUGCUCAGCGUCUCAAAAACGAUCCAACCUUUGAAUAAAGUUCAAUCACGUUCAUAACAUACACUAGUUGAAAACUGAAUAACUUUAAAUUCAGAGAUAGACCUGUCUCAAGAAACGACUGUGGUCUACCGCUGGGGACGCUCCAAGCAUGCAGUUGACCUGAAAUGAAUCGUUUGUUUUCACUUUCACUUUCGGAGAGAAGCCGCUGCUCACACAGGAGUGGUGUAAACCCAACGUUCCUUCGCCACCAUGCUCGCUGUUCCUCUCCUCGUACUCCUCCUGCUGGAGGCCAGCGUUCCCUCCCUCGCGGCACAGCUACCGGGCAGCGACGCUGCCGGGACGCCUCCCCCGGCCGACCAAGCCUUCCCCUGGGAACGCAUGAGGCUCCCCCAGACAGUGGUUCCCCUUCACUACAACCUCACCGUCCACCCCGACAUGAACACACUCCGCUUCACCGGCGUGGUCCACAUCGAACUGGAGGUCCUGGAAAACACCGCGACCAUCGUCCUCCACAGCAGCGAGCUGCUCAUCUCCAAGGUGACGCUCCUGGUGCCAGGGGGACCUCCGACCCCCCUGCGCUUCCUAGAGCACCCUGCUUCUGAACAGUUAGCUCUUCUUUCCGACCGGGUCCUCUACCAAGGCGAGACGUACGACGUUCUGCUGGAGUUUUCCGCCAACUUGUCAGAUAACUAUCAGGGCUUCUAUAAGAGCAGUUACCGUGCGAGCAGUGGGGAGAUCAGGUACGUGGCCUCCACCCAGUUUGAGGCCACCAGCGCCCGGGCAGCCUUCCCAUGCUUUGACGAGCCAGCGUUCAAAGCUAACUUCACAAUUCAGGUCGUACGGGAGCCCCGCCAUAUCGCCAUAUCCAACAUGCCCAAGAUAAACACAGUAGAGUUGGCCGGGGGCUUGCUGAAGGACUACUUUGACACCAGUGUGAGGAUGAGCACAUACCUGGUCGCCUUCAUCGUGUCCGACUUCCUGUCUGUCAGCAAGACCACCCAACACGGGGUCAAGAUUUCCGUUUACGCGUCACCAGAGAAGAUUGACCAGACCUCCUUCGCAUUGGACGCUGCGGUCAAGCUGUUGGACUUCUACGAUGACUUCUUCGACAUCCCCUACCCGCUGCCGAAGCAGGACCUGGUGGCCAUCCCAGACUUCCAGUCGGGGGCGAUGGAGAACUGGGGUCUGACCACCUACAGGGAGGCAGGCCUGCUCUUCCAACCCAAGUCCUCAGCCUCCGACAAGCUGGGCAUCACCAUGGUGAUCGCUCACGAGCUGGCCCACCAGUGGUUUGGGAACCUGGUCACCAUGGAGUGGUGGAACGACCUGUGGCUCAACGAGGGCUUCGCCAAGUUCAUGGAGUUUGUCUCGGUGGACAUCACCUACCCCGAGCUUCAAGUGGAUAACUUCUUUCUGGGGAAAUGCUUCAACGCCAUGGAGGUCGACUCUCUCACCUCCUCCCAUCCCGUCUCCACCCCGGUGGAAACCCCCUCCCAGAUCUGGGAGAUGUUUGAUGACGUCUCGUACAGCAAGGGGGCCUGCAUCCUGAACAUGUUGCGGGACUUCAUGACCCCAGAGGCCUUCAAUGAGGGCAUCAUCCGCUACCUCCGUCGCUACAGCUACCAGAACACCGUCAACAGCCACCUCUGGCAGAGCCUCUCCAACGUGUGUAAGUCCGACCAGUUCGAGGUGGGCGGAGUCCAGCAGAAGGCCUUCUGCUCCGAGGGGAAGCUGCGACCCGAGGGCUUUAAAUGGUACACAGACGACGAGCUGGACGUGGGCACCAUCAUGGACACCUGGACGCUGCAGGAGGGCUUCCCAUUGGUCACGGUGGAGGUGAAAGGUCGCGAGGUCAGGCUCCGUCAGGAACGCUACCUCAAGAAGGACGGUCCCGCCCUCAGCGACGGGUUCCUGUGGAAGAUCCCGUUGACCUACAAAACCAGCCACUCAAACACCAUCCAACGCUUUCUGCUGGAGAACAAAACUGACGUCCUGUACCUGGAGGAGGAGGUGGACUGGGUCAAGUUCAACGUGGACAUGAGCGGCUACUACAUGGUGCACUACCAGGGGCAGGGCUGGAGCGGCCUGACCCGCCUGCUGCAGACCAACCACACGGCCCUGAGCAGCAGCGACCGCGCCAGCCUCAUCAACAAUGUCUUCCAGCUGGUCAGUGUGGGCAAGGUGCCGCUGGACACGGCCCUGGAGCUGUCCUUGUACCUGUCCCGGGAGAUGGAGCCCCUGGCGGUCACCCAGGGCCUCAGCGAGCUGGUGCCCAUCUACAAGCUGAUGGAGAAGAGGGACAUGAAGACGCUGGAGAACCAGAUGAAGGGCUACAUCGUGGAGCUGUUACAGACCCUCAUCGACCAGCAGACGUGGAGCGACUCCGGGUCGGUCUCUGAGAGGGUGCUGAGGAGCUACCUGCUGAUGUUUGCCUGCGUGCGCAACCAUCCGCCCUGCGUGGAAAAGGCCAGUAGGCUCUUCCACAGCUGGAAGGCCCUGGACGGCAACAUGAGUCUCCCCAGUGACAUCAGCCUCUGCGUGUUUGCUAUUGGAGCCCGCACUCCAGAGGGGUGGGACUUCCUGUAUGAGAUGUACGGCCGUUCCCCGGACACGUCAGUCAAGAGCCGCAUAGAGAUGGCGCUCUCCAUCAGCCCCCUGACGGACAAACUCCACAUCCUGCUGGAGGAGAGUUUUCGUGGGGAGGUUCUGAAGACCCAGGAUCUUCCCCAUGUGGUGAUCGCUGUUAGCAAGAACCCCCAUGGCUACAAGCUAGCAUGGGACUUCCUCCGGGCAAACUGGCCGGCCCUGAUCAAGAAGUUUGGGGAAGGCUCAAGCUCCAUAGCUGAAAUGGUGACUGGGGUAACUGACCAGUACUCCACCCCACAAAUGCUGAAAGAGGUUCAGGAGUUCUUUGGCUCCCUGACCAAGGAGAUGGGCUCAGAGCUGAGGUGCAUUCAGCAGACGUACGAGUCCAUUGAGUUGAAUAUCCGAUGGGUGGACAAACACCUGCCCCUGCUGCAGGCCUGGCUGGACAAACACACGAGCAGAGGGAAAACGCAACAUACUCGACACGAGGACCUUUAGGUCCAUCCGUUAACGCUGGCAAUGGAAGUGGGUUGCCCACUGUGAAGACUACUGUCUAAAUAGACUUUCCCAAAACAUCCAACACUUAUUGUCCGGCUUAAUGAACCAUUUACGUAGAAGUCCCACAUGGGGCCGCCUGAGUUCCCCCCCCUUUUUUUUCCUUUUUUUUUUUAAAACUCAGAAUUCUGAGUUUACGUCAGAAUUCUGAAUUUAAAGUCAGAAUUCUGAGUUUAAAGUCAGAAUUCUGAGGUUAAAGUUAGAAUUCUGACUUCAAAGUCAGAACUAUGGAAUUCUGACUUUUAAGUCAGAACCAUGGAAUUCUGAGAAGAAAGUCAUAAUUCUGAGUUUUAGAAUUCUGAGAUUAAAGUCAGAACUAUGGAAUUCUGAGAUUUCAGAAUUCAUAGUUUAAAGUCAGAAUUCAUAGUUUAAAGUCAGAAUUCUGAUAUUAAAGUCAGAAUUCUGAUAUUAAACUCUGAAUUCUGAGAUUAAAGUCAGAAGUCUGAGAAUAAAGUCAGAAAAGAGGAAAAGAGCUUGAACGGAAGUAACUGGACCUGAUACUCAAACAGUGUUGUCUGGUUAGGUUGAAUCUCGUCAGCAAACUUUUGCCUCCCAUAGCUUGACCAUGCAAACCGCAAUGUUAACUCGGAUGAGUAAAAACCGACACAACCCUUGAAUAUUCGGCCUUCUCCAGAGGAGGCGGGGCUUACCUCCUGAGCGCCAACCUUUAUUUCCACCACUUCAUUCUGAUCAACCAUAGAGAUAACCACCACUGCGACUCUUUACUUGUUGUGGAAGUACCAGAGAUGUCAGAGAAGCCAACCCAGAGAACAUGUCUGGGUUCAUCACAUCCUUCGGAGGCGCACACAGCUCGGUGAACUUAACCGUGUUCUCCAGGAGCCCCGUCUGGAUUACAGCCACUUCCAGUGCUCCUUGAGGCUGACUCAGGCCCAGUUUCAUGACCUGCUAGCUGGGAGCGUUGACAGGAUUUCUCACGGGCACACCAACUAAGUGCGUCCCAUCCCAGCUGCGGAGCGCCUCUCCGUCUGUCUCGGAAUUAUUUACAAACAAAUCAUUUGUUGGCCUUGCUGUUUUUUUUUUGAUAACUGUAGCCUAUUAGGCUACUCUUUUGAUUACCGUCUUGAGUGAUUUCGCAUACAAUAUGAGAGCCUAGUUUCUCACUCUUAGAAAAGUGGAAUACCUUUGUUUCUCUAUAAGUGUAUCCUUCUUGAAUAGGAGGCUACGCCUGAUUAUUUGUGGAAAUGGUAUAAGGUAUAAAUUAUUAUGGUGCCAAGGAAAAUAAAUUUGGUGUUGUGAAAUUUGU